AUGAAUGUCGAUAUUAAUGCAAAUAACGAAAAUGUGUCAAAAGAGACUAAAAAUAUUGAAGAUAUUUCAUCGAUUGAAGAGUUAGAUAUGGAAAACAUGAAUCUCUAUAGAGGAGAGACACCAAUUGAUAUUAAAAAUCAAUGUUUGAAGAUAUGCAAGGAUUAUCUGUCGGGUGAAUGGAUUCAACAAACAGUGGACACCAUUACUGUCACACGUAUUACCGGUGGACUCACUAAUCAAAUAUAUUAUUGUGGUAUUAAUGAACCAAAUCAGACAUCAAAUGUACCCCAAGAAGUGGCGGUUAGAUUUUAUGGAGAAAAACAUAUCAAAAAUAGUAGCGAUAACUAUGAAAGACUUCCCGAUGUUAUUAUUGAUUUGAUGGUAUCUGAAACUAAACUUGGUCCUAAAGUGUAUGCUAUAUUUGAGCAUGGACAGUUGCAAAAAUAUUAUAAGCACCGACAGUUUAAACCUGAAGAACAAAAUAAUCCCAAACUGGUUGAUGAGGUGUUCCGCAAAUUGGCCCGAAUUCACGCCAUGAAUGUACCAAUAAAUCGUACAUUUAAUUGGAUGACUACUGAAUUAGACGGCGCCUAUAAACUUGCAUUUGAAGGCAGUUUUGAUGUAAAAUCAAUGUUUGAAAAAUAUAAUUGCGAAACACUAUUGACUGCUGAUAUGAAAAGUGAGGUUCAAUUUAUCAAUGAAUUGGUAGUAAAAGCCAACAGUCCUCUUGUGUUUACACACAAUGAUUUUAGAUCAAGUAAUCUAUUAAUUACCGAAUCGGUCGAUAAAUCUGACGGUCCUAUAGUUGUCUGUGAUUUUGAAUACGGAUCAUACGGUUAUAGAGGUAUGGAUUUUAUGCCAAUUCUUCGAGAAUGGGGUCGAAAACAAUUAGAUUUCAGUGUUGAUGGCAUACCUCAUGAGGAUUCAGUGAUUAGACCAUUGAUCGAGAUUUAUGUCGACGAAUGUCAUCGUAUUUAUGGUGAAGAAUAUUCUGCAAAUACUAUCAAUAGUAAAAAAGCCGAUCUCCUGGAUGUUUGUGUCGGCAAAACUGUUUGA
Oppia nitens is the source of this 1056-nucleotide messenger RNA. RefSeq names its product choline/ethanolamine kinase-like. Gene Ontology annotation, molecular function: choline kinase activity; ethanolamine kinase activity. Gene Ontology annotation, biological process: CDP-choline pathway; phosphatidylethanolamine biosynthetic process. The transcript is spliced from 3 exons. Gene Ontology annotation, cellular component: cytoplasm. NCBI's taxonomy places the organism in Eukaryota, Metazoa, Arthropoda, Arachnida, Sarcoptiformes, Oppiidae. Bases 1 to 1056 code for a protein of 351 amino acids. The record is from RefSeq and is a predicted model, not a curated record.